Molecule: messenger RNA, 1552 nt
Organism: Marchantia polymorpha subsp. ruderalis
Lineage: Eukaryota; Viridiplantae; Streptophyta; Marchantiopsida; Marchantiales; Marchantiaceae
Source: the annotation of a GenBank genome assembly
GUGAAAGCUGCACAUCGAUUCGAACGCGAGUUCCGAAGCGAACGCAGCAGAAUUGAUGGCCAUGGCGUGUUCUCUUCUCUCCACGGUUACGGUCAAUUCGCCGGCCCUGGUCAUCGAAACUCCCGUUGAUUCCAGAACUUCAAACUCGAGAUCUGUAACACCGUCGGUUGCACGAUGCCUCUCUGGCAUUGAUAGAAACCUGUCGAGUAAUUGCAAUUCUGUGAGCAGAAUCGGUAGUUUUGCCGUUGGUGGAUUUCGAAGGAUUCCAAGCUCGCAAUGGAAUCCUCUGACGGUUGACGGAGGCGGCAGGAGUAGUAGAUUUGUAAUCAAGGCCGGUGCAAGCGGAGAAACAGCUUUGGCCGAGAACAAAUGGGGACCUCCUGUUCAGCUGGCGACUGGAAAAAUUCCAGAUGAUGUGGACUUGAAACUGUUCGAGAAUCUCUUGUUUCAGUGGGGUGCCAGUCUGACGCAAAAUGCGAAUCUGCCUCUUCCUGUUCCUCUGAAGGUCGACAAGAUCGAAGGUGGAGUUCGUCUGGGGUACGUGAGGGUCGUGGAUGCCAAGUGCGAAGACGUAGUGCACAUCGACGUGGUUGUGUUUCCCGCGGGUGACGAUCAACCGAAAGCCAUGUUCCGCGCUCUUCGCAACGGCCUCAUGAAAGACCAGACUCCUCCGGCCGAGCCGCUCAUCAUGCAGAGUCUUUUGCAGGCGCUGAAAACCGCCGUGGCUCGCUCAAGGUCUGUACAAUAGGUUUCUUCGAGUCUCGUUUGUAGCAUAUCGCAGUCGAAACUUCUGAUUUUUGCACAUUCUUUGUACAACUUGUAAACAUGAAGACAAAGUUUUCGUCUCUCGGCCUUCCUCUUGGCUCACCGUGGGAAAUGCUCUACUCGAGCACCAACUUCCAUACCAUGGAUACAGAAGAUGGGCAGUGGCCAGCUUGACCUUCUCUGGUCGCUCUUGUUGCUGGAAAUUUCGGUCCGAAUCCUGACAGCUCAAGCACAAGGUAACAUGUGGCCACUUUCGCGGAUUGACUGUGAAAUGGAAUCACACAUGAUUUGAUUUCAGGUGUGCACAAUUUUCCUGAAAGGCCCAGACUCCAGAAAUCCAACUUGGAAGUCCAAGUCUGGAACGCAGCAAUUAUCGGAAUAGAAUGGUACCUACUAGUUGGAUCAUGCUCUGUGCUUGUGAACACCGAACGAGCCCACUGCAAUGAGCAUUCUUGAAUAGCGGCGAGAAAGAGGCAUACACUGACAUAGAUUGCUUGUUUCUCUAUGAAAUGACAAUAGAAUCAACCCUUCACUCGCUGGGCAGUACACGAAAAAUUGGUUUCGCUGAAAGGUAUUACCUUCAGUAUAUUCUUCCUCUCCAAAGAAUGCAGUCACCGCAUCCAUUAAAUGUGAAUCAUCAGAAUUAACGGUCUGAGAGGCGUCUAGUAAUGAAAAUGGGAGGUAUUCAGGACAGCAGCUAUCAGGGCAAGGAGUAGCCCAACUCGUCCUUGACGUAAUGAGAAGCUGGCUGCAAAUGCUGUAUUUUUCAAAACUUAGGAAAAGUUGA